AGUAGACAUUCAGUUGGCAAUCAUAUGCCCCAUGAUUCAUGCAGUGAUUGCUCCCCAUGUGAAACCCCACUACCUGCAGCGAGUCUGGGGGAAAUUGAGGUCAGAAGACCAGGCUACAGGUUUCUGUUGGCCUGUAAUGUCAGAUUUAGGGAGCCCUGUUUAUCUUUUACUAGGCUGAUGAGAUCGAGAAGAUUUUAUGCCACAAGUUCAUGCGCUUCAUGAUGAUGCGAGCAGAGAACUUUUUUAUCCUUCGAAGGAAACCAGUGGAGGGAUAUGACAUCAGUUUUCUGAUCACCAACUUCCACACAGAGCAGAUGUACAAACACAAAUUGGUGGACUUCGUGAUCCACUUCAUGGAGGAGAUUGACAAGGAGAUCAGUGAGAUGAAGCUGUCGGUCAACGCUCGUGCGCGCAUCGUAGCCGAGGAGUUCCUCAAGAAUUUUUAAACCGUCUGGCUGGAUCUCAAGGUCUUCCCCCUCAGACUCCCCCGCGUCUCUGCGAAGGCAUCCUGGAGUUACUCCCCAGAGCGGCGGCGGCGACAGCGGCGGCGGCGGCGGCAGGGUGGGGGUGCUGGGUCGGGGUGGGCAUUCGAUGCGGGAGGUGGGUGGUAUGCUUGCUAGCUGGGCAACAAAGCAGCGGUGGACCUGCCCCAAGGCCACACGUGCCUGGUCAGGCUGGCUUCUGAUGUUCGGUCCCCUGGGCUGGGACAGAUUUUUUUUAACGUCUUGAAAUUUAAAUUCUGUGCUUGUAGGAGACUGUAACCUUUUUGUCUUUUUUUUUUUUUUAAACAAAACAACCUCCACCUCCAGUGGCUGUGACUGGUCCCAGUGAUUGUACCAUAUUGGUCGCUGUGGGUCUGGGCGGGCCUGGAGCCAGAAGGCGACUAUUGUGUGUCUCCCCCCCUCCCUCCCCCCCCCCCAGAAGCCCCAGGUGGGGAGAGAGGGAGGGAAGGAGGAAGGUUUCAGACUCCAUUUCCUUUCCCUUGCCCUCUUACUCCUGAGCCUCCUUAGGCCCAGUAGAAGUUGUUGGGACUCUGCUGGCUUCCUGAGCUCUGUGUGAAGAUAGCCACUCAGUGCUGGCUGGGGACAAGGGCUGAACUGGUGGCCACCAGCCAUGCCUCAGAGCUGGGCGCUGAAAACCAGGCACCUCUGGCCACAGGGGCCACUUUGUGCCCUCCCAGCUGAGAGGGGCCGCUGUUUUGCCUUGUCUGUCAGUGCAGUGCCUGUGCUGGAGGUGGAGGGGUGAGUCCUCCAGAGCUUCCUGAGCUGGGGCUCUUGCGCCUGCUCUGGCUCCUCUGCUCCCACGCUCGCUGUACCUUUUCUUAUUCUGGUGGAUCCCGCCUCCUCCCCUAAUUAAAGUCUCUUCUUGCCCCUUUGGGGCUGCAUGAGGUCUGUGCACUGUGUAUAUGAAAGGAGCGGGGCGGUGGGGCUUUUUCUUCCCAAGACCAUGUAGCUGGUACUUGGGCCUGGGGGUCCCCAUAAGAGGUAGUCUCCUGAUUGGUUUCUGAUGUUAUCUGUGCCAAGGGCCCCGACCCAGAGACCCCCAUUACCGUCCAAGCACCAUUCAUUUCUGAAACUGCUCUCUGUGCCUAUAGGCUUUGGUCCUUUUCACGUAAUGAGCUCAUUUGGGCUAAAAGGUAUCCUCAGAGAAAUAAUGAUGCCAUAUGGCUAAAGAAACUGCGGUUCCUUGAGAUGUAGCAGCUUGCCCCAAAACUCCCAGCUAGUGAGCAAGAGGGUAGACUUCAAAUCUAAGGCUUCUGCCUCUGUCAUCCCUAGCCACAUGAAGCUAUUUAAAUUACUAAAGUUAAAUAAAGCUUAAAAUUCACUUCCUCAUUCCCACCAGAGACAUUUCAGGUGCUCAAUAACUGCAAAUGACUAAUUCCUACCAUGUCAGAGUACAUACAUAGAACAUUUCCAUCAUUGGAGAAAGUUCUAUUGGACAGCACUAGACCUUGGUGAAUCCUUAAGAACAAACACUUGUGCUCAAGUCCUGACUCUUGAGGCUGAAUUUGCGUGAGUUCCUUAUAUUCUGUGCUUCAGUUUCUUAAUCUAUAAAGUGGAGAUAAUGUAAAUAGGCCGACACAGUACCUGUGGUAUAGGUACUGAAUAAACAACAGCUGAUCUUU
Molecule: messenger RNA, 2125 nt
Organism: Leptonychotes weddellii (Weddell seal)
Lineage: Eukaryota; Metazoa; Chordata; Mammalia; Carnivora; Phocidae
Source: RefSeq, a predicted model, not a curated record